GUGAAUAGGUGUUUUUGUCGUUGUUAGCACGACAGCCAGAGUCAGACAAUAACAAUAAGUACAUAGGAGGUUAUGUUUUCCUUUGCUAAUUGAGUAUUUUGGCAAUAAUAUGUAAAACAUACACCAGACAGCUGUUAAAAUUUACUGGAUUCCGUUAAAGUUUUGUCGCAGUUCUCGUCAUGACCAAAAGAUGCAUUGUCUGUCAGUGUUCAAGAAAUCUGCGAUUCCACGAACUUCCUAGUGACGCCACCCUGAGGGAGCAAUGGCUUGCCAUUGUACCCAGUGAUGAAGUGUUUGGAGAAAACCCAAAAGUAUGUGAGCUUCAUUUUGAUCCCUCUAAUUAUGAGCCACACUGUAAAAGAAGAAUUUUAAAGCGGGAUGUUGUUCCAUUAGUUAUUCCUCGUCAAGAGCUAGAAGCUGCAGCUGCGCUAAAAGAAUCUGCGCUCAAAGAAGAAGUGGCGCUUAAGAAAGCUGCACUGCAAAAAGUUGCUCUGAAAGAACUUGAUCUGCAGACUGUAGAGGGUAAUUCAGAUGUAUCUGUGGAUGGCCCCAGUUGUAGUAUUCAAGAGAAAUCCUUAGGUCUCAAGAAACUCAAAUCCCAGCUUCAUAAAGUUGGGCUCAAAAUACAGACUCCAAAAACAGUUGGUAAAGUAACAAGAAAAUUUGAAAUUCUUAAAGCACAACUCGGACAUCUGAAAGAGGAUAAUAGGGAAAAAACAAGUAAAAUCAAGUCUUUAUGCUCUGAACUGAAGGAGCUAAAAUCUCUCUCUUUUCGUCAAGCAUCUGAAGUUCGAAAUAGAGAUAAAUCCCUUCGCCAAAUGCAAGCUAAAGUUAGGCAGUUAGAAAGGCUUGUUAAUGCAAAAGAUCUAGGAACUAGUAAUGUCAAAGAAAAAAUUGAGAAGGAGAAAAGGGAGAAAGAGGAGCAAUUGAAGAAAAUACGCAAUCUAAAAGAUCAAGUUGAAUUAUUGUCCACUGAGAGAAAGGAAAUGGAACAAAUUUGUUACUAUAAAAACAUAGAGGAAAUGAUACUAAAUAUGGACACUGAUAGAAAGGCUGCUUUCAUUUUAGAUCAAAUUAAAAUGUACAACAUGAAAGUUCCUAGAUAUUCAGAUUCAACUCUCCAAGAAUGCAUUAUUUGGGAAGACACUGAUCCAAGAGGUUAUCAAUUUGUGCGGGAAAGUGAACUGUUAACCCUACCGUCCCAAAAUACUAUGAAAAAGCACUUAGGACCUAUGGAUUUGGAAAUAAAUUUAAAUAAAACCUUUAAUUUUCAAUCAAACAAACCUCCAGAUGUUGCUAUCUAAGCAGUUGUUUAAUUGUAUAAGCUACUAUGAAUAUUUGCUCAAAAUGAACCCUUUGUUUUCUGUCUAAAUUUAUUGUCUAAGUCUCAUUACUAAAUAGCAUUUGGUAUAAUUAGUCUUUAAAUAAACAGUCUUUUUUUUUUCUAUCAUGUAAUCUGUUCCAUUAGUCACCUUUUGAUAUUGUUGAGUUACAACUAGUUACAAUCAUGUUAUUUUUCAUAUUUUUUUUUUUUGUGCAAUGCAUUGCCAUUUGUUCCCGUUAUCUUAUUAUUAAUGUCUAUCAUGAUGAAUAAAAUUAUUUGUUUUUGUUGCCUCA
This is a messenger RNA of Frankliniella occidentalis (western flower thrips), 1617 nucleotides long. RefSeq lists its product as uncharacterized. NCBI's taxonomy places the organism in Eukaryota, Metazoa, Arthropoda, Insecta, Thysanoptera, Thripidae. The transcript is spliced from 2 exons. The record is from RefSeq and is a predicted model, not a curated record. The coding region runs from base 180 to 1304 and encodes 374 amino acids.